AUGCACGUUGAAGGGCGAUGAACUUCAAGACCGUAAAGACUAGAGGACGCCCGGUCAAAUUUCCAACCACAAAUAGCUUUACGACACUGCUGCAAAAAUCAUCUUAACGGCAGUAUCUCGCCAUUUUCCAGGAAGCGCUAAUACGACACUCCCCCUCUGAGUUUCAUGCCUACGGCUAGGCUAAGCUAGUGGGGGCAAAACGCAGGGGCAUUUCGUUUUCGUAGACGGCACGAAAACAAAAAUAAUUACAAUGCCUGCACAUUGUGCAGCGUAUGGUUGCAAACAACGACGCACAGCCGAAUCAAAGAAGGAGGGAAUAACGUUUCAUAGGUUUCCCGGAGAUGAUGAGAUGAGGAGAAUGUGGGAAAAAGCUCUGAGGAGAAAGGACUUUACUGCAAAUAAAGAAACUGUGCUUUGUAGUGACCAUUUUGAAUGUGACGAUAUUGAUAGGACGGGGCAGAUUUGUCGAAUCCGACCAGGUGUCAUUCCAUCAAUUUUUAACUUCCCAGAUCGUCCGAGGAAGCGUAAAGAAAAAAAUGCAAGAACGACAAAGACAUCCAUGAAAGCUAAGGAGAGCAUGCCUCAGCCCUUAAUCACCCCUCCAAAAGUCACUAAAAAGAAACCGCCUUUUAAGAUUGAACUUGACCACAACUAUUCACUGCCCAGUUGUCCCGAUGCUUUAAAAGCCAAGUUCAAGGAGUUUGCAUCCCGAUUGUGGGCCCUGGAAAAGGAGAAGAGAAACGCUCAGGUGCGAGAACGAAGGGCAAGGAACACUCUCAUGGCUGUACUGCACAAGCCACUGUGCAACGCUUUUAUUUGAGGCUAUAAAAAUAUGAAUCCAGAAUGACCGUCUUUUUAACUCUUGGAAAAAAAAUGAAGAUU
Molecule: messenger RNA, 882 nt
Organism: Corythoichthys intestinalis (scribbled pipefish)
Lineage: Eukaryota; Metazoa; Chordata; Actinopteri; Syngnathiformes; Syngnathidae
Product: THAP domain-containing protein 2-like
Exons: 4
Coding region: 251-820 (189 amino acids)
Source: RefSeq, a predicted model, not a curated record